GCCGCCCGCCAGCCGCCGCCGCCCGCCGUGGACUUCGGGGACCCCCGCGAGGCGUUCCGCAGCAAGAGCAGCGCCGAGCUGCUGCGCGGGCUGGUGGUGCUGGGGCUGUGCGCCGUGGGGCCGCUGGUGGAGCACAACCGCGAGCUGCUGCUGCUGAGCCGGCGGGUGCUGGGGCAGCCGCUCUUCGAGAGGCUGAUGAAGAUGACCUUCUACGGGCAGUUCGUGGCCGGGGAGGACCAGGAGGCCAUCAAACCCCUCAUCAGGAGGAACCAGGCCUUCGGCGUGGGCGCCGUGCUGGACUACAGCGUGGAGGAGGACCUGACCCCCGAGGAGGCCGAGCAGAAGGAGCUGGACUCCUGCACCUCUGCAUCUGAGAAGGAGAUUGGAGGAGCAGAGCAGAGGGAGAAGCAGUACCGGGCCCAUCGUGGAUUUGGAGACCGCCGUGGUGGAGUCAUCAGUGCCCGUACGUACUUCUAUGCUGAUGAGGCCAAGUGUGACCAGCACAUGGAGACCUUCCUACGAUGCAUUGAUGCUUCAAGUGGUAGCUCUGAGGAUGGCUUCUCAGCCAUCAAGCUGACAGCGCUAGGCAGACCCCAGUUCCUGCUGCAGUUCUCAGAAGUUCUGGUGAAGUGGCAGAGGUUUUUCCACCAAAUGGCUGCUGAGCAGGGCCAGGCUGGGCAAGCAGCCCUGGAGAUGAAGCUGGAGGUGGGAAAGUUGCAGGAGGCCCUGGCUAAUCUUGGCAUUGCGACCAAAGCAGAGAGUCAGCACUGGUUUACAGGCGAGAACCUGGGUGUGAGCGGCACUGUGGACCUGUUGGACUGGAACAGCCUGAUUGACAGCCGCACCAAGCUCUCCAAGCUGCUGCUUGUCCCGAACAUGCAGACUGGACAGCUUGAGCCUCUCCUCUCACGCUUCACUGAGGAAGAGGAUCUGCAGAUGAAACGGAUGCUGCAGAGGAUGGAUGUUCUUGCAAAGAGGGCUGCAGAGACUGGCGUGAGACUCAUGGUGGAUGCAGAACAGACUUACUUCCAGCCAGCCAUCAGCAGACUCACCUUGGAGAUGCAACGUCGCUUCAACAGGGACAGGGCAGUGAUCUUCAACACCUAUCAGUGCUACUUGAAGGAGGCUUAUGACAAUGUGACUUUGGAUGUGGAGCUAUCACGCCGGGAGGGCUGGCACUUUGGCACCAAGCUGGUUCGUGGUGCCUACAUGGAGCAGGAAAGGAAUAGAGCUGCCCAGAUUGGCUAUGAGGAUCCCAUCAACCCCACCUAUGAGAAGACUAGUGAGAUGUACCACAGGUGCCUGGACUAUAUCUUGGAAGAGAUCAAGCACAGCGGGAAAGCUAAUGUGAUGGUAGCCUCUCACAAUGAGGACACAGUCAAGCUCACCCUGCGCAGGAUGGCAGAGCUUGGGAUCCAUCCCUCAGAGAAGAAAGUGUACUUUGGGCAGCUGCUGGGCAUGUGUGACCAGAUCACUUUCCCACUAGGUCAGGCGGGCUUCCCUGUCUACAAGUAUGUGCCUUAUGGCCCAGUGAAUGAAGUACUCCCCUACCUGUCUAGGAGGGCCCAGGAGAACAGAGGCUUCAUGAAGAGAGUGAACCGAGAGCGAGACCUCCUCUGGAGCGAGUUCAAGAGACGGCUCUUUGCAGGCAGCCUUUUUGGCCCAAACUACUAACUUCUUUGUCUAGUGGGAUCUAGGUGUGGCACUUGGCUCAGCUGUGCCCAUGGAGAAGGGUUAUUGUGCCUUUGUGUAUAAGCACCAUUGCAGUUCCCUUUUCUAAUUUUAGUGUAGUUUUUCACCUAGAGGCCUUUGCCCUGGGCAGAGAAGUGCUCUUGUUGCUGUUUGAACCACAUAAGCAUUCUGGAGGACACUGGUGUAGGGCUGCCCUGACUACCAGCUAGAAAUGCCCAGAGGCAUUUUCCUUCUGCCAUGUGCCUAGCCUGAGCUGCAGCCCUGGGUUGGGCUGCAGCUGGGGAGUGUAACUCAGAUGCUGAAGAUCCCCUGCCUUGGUGAAAGUUGUCCUGGUGCUUUGCUAUGGUGAGCUUGAGGGUAGAAGAGCAGCCCCCUGCUUUGCAGCAUAUGCUUGGGUCUAAGGGCCAAGAGCUCAGCUGUCCGCAGCCCUCUCUGAACCAGCAGUAUAGGAUAACCAGGGCUAGGUCCUCCAGCUGGAACUGGAGCUUUACCUGUCUUCCAGCUACAUCUAUGCAGAUGCAAAAACUGAAGCUGGUGAGAUGACCAGUGGAAGGAAGGGGCAGGAUAUUGGGGGCCUCCUGCCUUUCUGAGGGCAGCUGAUUGCUGGAUACUCACUAGCUUUGCACAAACCUGAGUUGGGCUUCUGGGAAAGGCCUGACUCUUAGCCCUCUCAGGCCAAAGCUUUCUAGGGCUGCAGGUCUCUGCGUCUUCUACCCACAGCCUGAGCUAUGCUAUGUUAGCCCUCUGGUAUGUAGCAGGGGCAGAGCAGGGAGUGGAGUUGGCUUGCAGUGGUCACCACACUGUUCCUGUCCUGCCAGAGGGAGCAGACCCUGGUUGCAGGUGUCACUGCUCUGAUGCAAGGUGAACACAGUGCUGUGCCAAACCUGUAUUGUGGGCAGGGGAAGGCUGGGGAAGCUGUGUGCUUCCAAAGGGAGCACUUAAGAGCCAGUCUGCAUCUGGCUGGCUCUGCCAUACACUGGAUUUGUGGAGAGUAGCGAUGAUUAAAUCACAGCUGUUCCCA
This is a messenger RNA of Rhea pennata, 2713 nucleotides long. It is a transcript of the gene PRODH, whose product is annotated as proline dehydrogenase 1. The record is from RefSeq and is a predicted model, not a curated record. Gene Ontology annotation, molecular function: FAD binding; proline dehydrogenase activity. The coding region runs from base 196 to 1674 and encodes 492 amino acids. NCBI's taxonomy places the organism in Eukaryota, Metazoa, Chordata, Aves, Rheiformes, Rheidae. Gene Ontology annotation, cellular component: mitochondrion. The transcript has 14 exons.